GCAGCAACUGCCCAGUUGGUAGUAUCAAUCUCUGGAGCUUGCAAGGUGGCUAGGAGCCAACCUUUCCUGCUUUCUAUAGCACAUACUGCCCGCCUGAUCAGAGGAGAGUGAAAUUAACUAGCAGACCAUUCUAGCACAAAACAGACACCCGCAGUCUGGAAGAGACAACAUGCUGGAUCAGAUUCACUUGCUGGCUGCUGUGACGGUCCUGGGAGUCCUGGAGCAAGCUUACUUCUCCCUCCAGGUGAUCUAUGCCAGACGGGCAUAUGGGAUCUCUCCUCCAAAAGUCUCAGGGCCACCUGAUUUUGAGAGGGUCUUUCGAGCACAGGUGAAUUGCUCUGAGUAUUUCCCCAUUUUCUUGGCUAUUCUCUGGCAGGCUGGCCUCUUCUUCCAUCAAGGUCUGACUGCUGCCUUGGGCCUGCUGUAUCUCUACUCCCGUUACCAGUAUUUUAUGGGAUAUAAGGAGUCCUCCUCGGGAAGGUUAGCCCCAAUGUAUUUCAACGCUGGAGUUCUCUGGAUUCUUAUCGGACUCGCAGCAGUUGGGAUCUUGCAUUUCUUGCUCUCUCACUAUGUGGGGAUUAAUGUCCUUCUGUUCAUUAGCUUGUGAAAGGAGCGUCUCCUUGGACAACACCCUCCCUUCUUGGCCCCUCUGAAUGUGUCCCCUUUCAUUAGGUCCACAUAGCCUGUCUCCUGCAGGCAGUGGUGAGCUGGAGCCGGUUCGCACUGGUUCGGGCGGACCAGUUGAAUUUUGAAGCAGUUUUAGAACCGGUUGUUAACCCGCUUCCCUGCGAGGGGGCGCUGUGGCUUUGAUGGGCUCCGG
This is a messenger RNA of Mauremys reevesii (Reeves's turtle), 820 nucleotides long. Its product is annotated as leukotriene C4 synthase-like. Gene Ontology annotation, cellular component: nuclear envelope; endoplasmic reticulum; membrane. The transcript has 5 exons. Bases 170 to 607 code for a protein of 145 amino acids. Gene Ontology annotation, biological process: leukotriene biosynthetic process. Gene Ontology annotation, molecular function: enzyme activator activity; glutathione peroxidase activity; glutathione transferase activity. The record is from RefSeq and is a predicted model, not a curated record. Lineage: Eukaryota; Metazoa; Chordata; Testudines; Geoemydidae.